CGCGUGCUCGCGCUUUGCCCGAAGGUAAGAAGUGUCACCGCAGCAGGUACAGGUGCGCGCGGACAGGUAUUUCAAGGCAAACCAAAGGACGCGGCGCUUCACUCAGAGUCACUCACCUGCUCACUCCGUUAGUGCGCGAGCGAAGGCAUGGCAGCGGCGACGGCGCAGACGAUGGCCAACCUGCCGAGCGGCGUCGGGAUCUGCACCACAGCGCCGGAGAUCUUCUACCUCCCAGAACUGAUAUUCGGUGGCUUGGUGUGGAUCCUGGUAGCUUCAACUCAUGUUGAACCAGAGAACCCUCAGGGCUGGGUGAUGUUCGUCUCUGUCUUCUGUUUUGUCAUGACCUUCUUCUGGCUCAUCAUUUUUGCCUGUGGAGCUCACAAGAACAAAGGAGGCUGGGCUACUGCGGACUUUGUGUAUCACUUCCUGGCAGCUCUGUUUUAUUUGAGCGCCUCGGUUCCUCUUGCCACCGUCACGCUCAAUAUGAAGAACAGCACUGAAGUCUCUCCAGUGGACAGAUUCAGAUUUUACCAAAUUGAUAUUGCAGCAGUGGUUUUCUCCUACACUGCUACACUUUUGUACUUCAUUCACUGCAUUCUGUCUGCCAUCAGAUGGAAAUCCUUCUGAACAAAUGAUAGAAGAAUUCAAGCUCCAUCACUGCCCAGAUCUGAUCUUUUAAUUAAGAUGAUUUGAGAUCAUUCUAAUCACAGAUGAUACUUUACUCUAAUCAUUAUAGUUUUUUCCCAACAAAGUAAAACUUUUUAUAACAGUAGAUGAAGGUAAAAAAAAUGAUUCUUUGUACCUGAGAAGAAAUGAUUUUUGUAUAUUUUUGAAAUACUAUGGAAUUAUAAUGUGUGGUAAUAAAAGUUGUAUAAAGUG
Molecule: messenger RNA, 879 nt
Organism: Tachysurus vachellii
Lineage: Eukaryota; Metazoa; Chordata; Actinopteri; Siluriformes; Bagridae
Product: myelin and lymphocyte protein-like
Exons: 4
Coding region: 148-627 (159 amino acids)
Biological process (GO): myelination
Cellular component (GO): membrane
Molecular function (GO): structural constituent of myelin sheath
Source: RefSeq, a predicted model, not a curated record